Monosiga brevicollis MX1 is the source of this 1221-nucleotide messenger RNA. RefSeq lists its product as uncharacterized. Bases 1 to 1221 code for a protein of 406 amino acids. Lineage: Eukaryota; Choanoflagellata; Craspedida; Salpingoecidae. The transcript has a single exon. The record is from RefSeq and is a predicted model, not a curated record.
AUGGAUGAUGAGGGCAGCAUUCACAUCCUGGCGGGUCAAGCGACUGAAGGAGGUGCUGCGACCAAGAUUCUCGUCAAUGGAAUCGACAUUAUGGCUCGGCUGUCUGACCUGGAGACUCGGCUUGAUGCGCUUCAAAACCAGCGCUUUGUUGUGGCGGCACCGAGACCGCUGCUGGAAUCCGCUACUCGGCGCAUUCUCUCGCUUGAAGUUACGCGCCUCUUUGCUGGCCGGGAUGUGUGGAGCGUUUUGAUGGCAUGCCCGGAAACGGGCGAGUUUCUGGACUUGGUGCUCGAGUCUGACAUGACGACGCGCAAUUUGGUGGUCUUGAGCAACACAUCACUCGGGGCCGCCUACAUUCGCAGCGCUGACUUGGAUGGCGAUGGUGAUCUGGAUGUGCUGACUGCCAGCCGUCUUGAUGACACGGUGGCUUGGUUUGAGCAGGACCCCGUCAAUCGCACUUUUGAGCGCCAUAUCAUCACCACUUCUGCUGAAUUCGUGGUGAGUGCCGAGCCCGUCGACCUGGAUGGCGACGGCGACCUCGACGUUGUGAGUGCCAGCGUCCAUGACAAUACGAUUGCUUGGUACCGCAACGAUAUUGACUCGGGCCAAGGCUUUUCGGCUGGCCUAAUUGUGAGCAACACAGCGGGUGGGCCGUGGGCAGUCCAGGCGGCUGAUCUCGAUGGCGACGGUGAUCAAGACCUCAUAAGUGCCAACUUUUACAACGGCACAGUGAGUUGGUACACCAACCACCGCCUGGGCACCUCGACGCCACCCAGCUUUAGCUCCCAUAUAUUGGGGGACGGUGCCUAUGGUGCUAUUUCUGCCCUCGUGGGCGACCUGGACUCGGAUGGCUUGCCAGACAUUGUCGUGGGCUGUGCCUACACGCGUUAUAUUUUAUGGUACCGCAACCUGGGCCAAGGCACCUUUGAUAUGGCACAACGCAUCCCGACCGCGGCCUUUGGGACCAAUGCUGUGAGGGCUUGGGAUGUGGACAAUGAUGGCGAUUUGGAUUUGUUGGGGGCCAGCACCUAUGGCGACCAGCUCUCCUGGUACCGCAACCUGGGUAAUGGCACCUUUACCGAAGUUGUGAUUGACGCGGCUGCCGAUGGCGUGCGAGAUGUCAUGGCCGCGGACCUGGACGGCGAUGGUGUCCUCGAGCUCGUUGCCGCGUUGCGCGAGGGACAACAGCUCCUCUACUACAACGUGGAGCGAUGGGCCUGA